GAUAUGGCAAUGGCUCUUUUGCAAAUCAAACGACAUAUUCAACUGGCUCUAACCCACAAGCUGUAGCUGUUGGUGAUUUUAACAACGACAGUCGACCGGAUCUCGUCGUCGCUAAUUUUAAUGACGACACUGUAGGUGUACUACUUCGGUAUGACAGAGGAGCUCUGAAAGAUAAAAUUACAUUUGCGCCUGCCGAUGGUUCUCGUUUGCGAAGCUUUGCCAUUUUUGAUUUCAAUAAUGAUAGCCUAUUGGAUAUUGCCGUUGUCAAUUAUGGUACGAAUAACAUAGGUGUCCUUCUUGGAUAUGAGAAUGGCACUUUUGGAAAUCAAACGGUGCUCUCAACAGGCUUAAAUUCUCAUCCUGACUCAAUCGCUAUCCAUGAUUUCAAUAAAGACGGUCAAGUGGAUAUAGUCGUGGCCAAUUAUGAUAGUAAAAAUCUUGUUACGUUUCUUGGAAGUGGAAAUGGAACAUUUGAAAAUCAAGGACGUUACGGUAUAAAUUUUGAUUUUGCUCCACUGAUGAUUGGUGCUGGUAGUUUCAACAAAGAUGGGCGUUCAGAAAUUUUCGUUGCAUAUGAUGACAUCGAUUAUGUAGAUGUGCUGGUUACAUACGACAUCGGAUCUUUCAGUAAUCACAUUAAAUAUUCAACUGGGAAUUGGCCCCGAUUUGUAGCUCUUGGCGAUUUUAAUAACGAUACCCAACUGGAUAUCGUCAUCACUAAUCAGUACGACAACACUGUAAGUAUCCUUCUCGGAUAUGGAAAUGAUUCUUUCACUAAUCAAACGACAUACUCAACGGGCUCUACCCCAUGGUCUCUAGCUGUAGGUGAUUUUAAUAACGAUACCCAUCUGGAUAUCGUCGUCGCUAAUAGACGUGACAACUAUAUAAGUGUAUUUUUCGGUUAUGGUAAUGGCUCUUUUACAAAUCAAACGAAAUAUUCAACUGGCUCUGGUCAAUUAUCUGUAGCUAUUGGUGACCUUAACAACGACGCUCGAGUGGAUAUCGUCGUCGCUAAUAAUGACAACACUGUAAGUGUCCUUCUCGGAUAUGGAAAUGGCUCUUUUGCAAAUCAAACGAAAUAUUCAACAGGGUAUAGACCAUGGCCUGUAACUGUUGUUGAUUUUAAUAACGAUACUCGAUUGGAUAUCGUCGUUGCUAAUUUUGGUGACAACACUGUAAGCAUCCUUCUCGGAUAUGGCAAUGGCUCUUUUGC
This is a messenger RNA of Rotaria sp. Silwood1, 1213 nucleotides long. The record is from the annotation of a GenBank genome assembly. Lineage: Eukaryota; Metazoa; Rotifera; Eurotatoria; Philodinida; Philodinidae.